Messenger RNA from Gryllus bimaculatus (two-spotted cricket), 4961 nucleotides. The record is from the annotation of a GenBank genome assembly. NCBI's taxonomy places the organism in Eukaryota, Metazoa, Arthropoda, Insecta, Orthoptera, Gryllidae.
UGGCUGACCCUUCGCCGUGGUUGGGCGCGGGCGCCGCCGGGGCGCGCGCACCGGCCUCGCUUUUCGCGGCGGGAAGCCGUCGCCGACCCGCCCGGCCGGGCCAGCCCCGCGCCCUCGCUCGCCUCCGCCUGCUCCGUCGAGGACCUGCAGGCGCGCGGCGAGGAGGCCGAGUCUCGCAGGCGGCAGGCGCAGGCGGCGCGGCUGCGCGAGCAGGAGGCGGAGCGGCAGGAGCGCGCGCGCCUCGAGGAGAUCCUGGCGCUGUGCGCGGAGUACGAGCGCCAGGCGCAGAGCGAGCGCGCCCUGCAGCAGCAGCAGACGCCCAGCCCGCGCCCGCCCAACACGCCCACGCUGCAGCAGAACAGGAUCAAGACGAACGGGUCGCUGCCGCGCGACAAGCGCCUGGCAUCGCCCGGAGGGGGCGUGUCCGCCUCGGAGGACGAGCUGGCCGAGAUCUUCACCUUCGACCUCGCCGCCUCCGCAGGGUACUCGUCGAGCCCCGUGGCGAGCCCUCCGGCGGGACCGGGGGCGGCGGCGGCGCAGAAGCAGAGCGGGCGCUCGCCCUACGAGAACGUGGCGGUGGGGGGCGCGGGGCCCCAGCUGCAGCAGCCGCAGAGCCCGCGCACACGCAUCCGCACCAUCGUGCCCCAGGCGCCGCCCGCGCACAGCCCCGACGCGCCGCCCGACGCGCUGGGGGCGCCCCUGGCGGCCGGCAGGCUCAACGGCGAGCUGCGCGCGCGCGAGCGGGGCCGCGAGCACAGGGCGCGGCGCGCGGACGACUCGUCGCCCAACUCGGAGGACAGCCCCAUGACAAGAGAUGAAGGAGACUUGCUGAGGAAGGAGAGAACUAAGCUUUUGGGUACAUUAUCUGCAAUUAAGAGAAAAAUUACUGAAGUUGAACAACAAGAGGAAGAAUUGUUGAGAGGGCUGGAGAUGGAGCGCGCGCUGCUGGAGGGCGAGUGGGCGGCGCAGCGCGACCGCUCGCUGCAGGACGAGGCGCGGCUGUCGGCGCUGCGCGCGCGCGUGGGCCGCCUGGACGGGGAGCUGGAGCGCGGGCGCGCGCGCGAGGUGGCGCGGCAGGGCGACUGCCGCCAGCGGCUCGAAGCGGCCGCCGCCGAAAUGCACAGGUUGGAACAGGAAGUGAUUCGAAGUGCAGGUUGCCCUGAACGCCAACGUGAGAUAGCUGACAGAUUGCAGCACCAACACGAUCUUCUGGAGGCAGAGAAAAAGGCGUUCGAGGACCUGGAAUUCCGCCACCUGGAGGAGGAGGCCGGGUGGCUGGCCGCCCGCGAGGAAGCGCAGAGGGAAGCCGCCGAGGUGGGCGCGCGGGCCGCGGAGCGACGCGCGCGGUUGGCAGCACUGGAGCAGCAGCGGCGAGCGGCGGCACAAAUCUUCCCAAAUUUGACAAGGAACCAACUGAGGGUUGUGGAGGCUCGAUUGGAGGAACUGACUCAACACGGAGUCAUUAGCAGUCAGGAGUCGAGUGCUGACGCGUCCUCCGAUGUGGAUGAGCCUGCAGCAACCUCUCCCAGCACAAGUCUACAAUCACCGCAGUCCCCGCAAUCACAAGAUGAUCUUGCGCGCAUUAGUCGAGUGACAUUGGGGGCACCUUUGGAUGUGAACACAGGAUCAUUAGGACGAAAGGCUUUGGCUUCUUUAAAAGAAAUUGAGCGCAACAGGCAGCUACAUCUUGCACAGCAAGGUAGCCAAGUGAUAGAGGAAGAGCGCAAGCGUGUUCAGGAACUGAAGCGCCGCGUUCAAGACGAAGUUCGCGCCCAAUGGGAGGAACGCCGGCAGCAACAGCAGCAGCAGAGGGGAGCUCACUGCGCCUCGCUCAACAGUGUAGGCAGCGACGAGGCUUCCUUGACAUCAAGCGACGUCCCCACUGAGAGUGCCUCUAGUGAUGAUGCAUUGGAGAAACGUAUUCCAAGUGGGCCUGCGAGCGGAGUGAACGGAACAAGCACAGCCAGCACUGUGAACGGCAGCAGCAAGAACAAUGGAAAAGGGGAAGGAGAACAAACAAAUCCUCAGCUUCAGGCUUCGGUGCGCGAGAAAGAGCUGGAGCUGGAACGCGACUACGAGGAGACGCGGCCGCUGUCCGACGCCGCCGCCGCCUACGACCGCCAGCUGGGCGUGCGCAUGCGCGACAAGGCCUCGCGCCUGCAGCGGCCGCUGACGCGCUACCUGCCGAUCCGCGGCGCCGGGCUGGACCUGCGCGCGCACGUGGAGUCGGCCGGCCACCAGGUGGAGCUGUGCCCGCACGUGGCGCUGGACGCGGCGUCGUGCCGGGGCGCGCUGCACAAGCUGGGCUCGCGCUUCCACCACUGGAACAAGCGCUGGUUCGUCUUCGACCGCUCCAAGCGCACGCUCAUGUACUUCGCCGACCGCGCCGAGAAGAAGCCCCGCGGCGGCGCCUUCUUCCAGUCCAUUGAAGAGGUGUACGUUGAUCACCUCAACUCGGUGAAGUCUCCCAACCCGCAGCUUACGUUUGUGGUGAAGACGGUUGAACGCACGUAUCACCUGAUGGCUCCCAGUGCAGAAGCAAUGCGCAUUUGGGUGGAUGUGAUCUUCACUGGAGCAGAAGGAUAUCAAGAAUUCGAUGCAGGGACAUAGGGACACGCCUCACGCCCACAGGGGGCGUUCCGCUCAGACGCGGAACCCUGCGAGGCGGAGGCACUGUUGCCAACUUAUACUUGUGUCGAGGCUCCUCCUUUCACCCUGAAAUUUGGGGAGGACCGGUAUGUGUAACUUGCAUCGUGUGAUGUGGAAAAAAAAGAGGAGUUUGCAUAAAACUUCCACCACAAGCUAAGGAACCACCUCGAAUGUACCAAAUAUUGAUGAGGUGCAUAGCCAUGUAGAUGUUAUUUAUACAAAAAGCUCUGAAUUAUCAGUUUGUAGCUGCUACAUAUAAUGCAGGUUAUGUUUUCUUCUUACAAGAAUGUGAUGUGAUAUGGUAGAUUUAUAUGGUCUAAUAUACCAGUCCAAAGGCACUUAUUUGUCGUGUCUGGACUCUGUAAGACUGAAUCUCUUCACUUCAAGCACGUCAUUUUGGAGUUUCAUUGUUUUAUUCAGAAAUUGGGAAAGAUAUGUGUAGGUGAUGUCUUUUUAGAAAGCAAGGGUCUUUCAGCAACAACGAAUAUAUUUAAUCAUGCCUUCAUUUGGUCUAAUGACUUUUGACUACACUUUUGUGGCAGUGGCAUCUGGAUUUAUUGGUUGAAUGCGGUACCUUACACUGAGCAUAAAUUUCAUAAAUAUCGCAUCUGUCCAUAAUGCAGAAUUGGUAACACAGACCCCUCCAAUGUGUAUUACAUCUGUCCAUUUAAUCUCAAUGUUUUUGUGAUGUUUUUAAGGCUUCUAAUUCAAACUCUGCUUAAAUGCAGCUGUUUUGCAAUUUGUGUGUUCAUGUUUCAACAUCCUUCAUCACAGGGUACAUUUGCACAGUGCCUUGUUGUUGUUGUUAAGAGAAGGAGCAAACGAUGUAUGGCCUUGCAGUUUAUUUAGCUGUUGUCUGGGUUGCCAAAUAUGGUCAGCAUUGGAGGUUUGUUACAGGCAGGUGUGUGAGGAUUUUAUUGUUCACAGCAUUUUGCUGUGUUGAUGUAUGGAAAUUGUGAAAGUGCCUUUCAUAUAUGUAAUGGAAGCUAAAAAUAACAUGUAACCACAGUAAUUGCUGUUUUAUUUCUUACCCUUUACCAGUUUUUAAAUAAGUAUACAAUUAGAAUAAUUACAAUCUAUUUAUGUGUUGUUAUUCAUGGUCAAUUUUCCAUUCAUGUGCUCUGAAUAGACUAAAACAUGAGUCAAGGAUUCUUAACCAUUUUUGUCUCCCACUUUCCCUGAAAAUUAAUAUACCAUUCACUCUUUAUCCCUUUAAAAUGUAGGUGAUGCUUUAAAAUUCAUGAAAUUCUAUCUUUUAGGGAAAAUUAAUUGGCACAGUCUUGGCUGUUUUGCAAUUAAAUAAUCAUGAUUUUUUCAUGUAGUUAGUGUUUUUUGCCCUUUGGUAUAUUUUCAUGAAUGGUCAUUAGUGUUAAAAAUUCAUAAUCUGAUACAGAAAUUUAUUUCAAUGAAUGAAGGAGAUUUCAAUGCAUGAAGAAUUAUGAAGGACAAUAAGUUUUCAUUUUAAUGAAUAUAUAUUAAUUUUUAUUCUUCUUAAAUAUUGUGCAAAUGUCUGUGAUAUAUAUUUUUUUUAUUGGGAUAAAACUUGCUUUACUUGAUCUAAAUUGACUUGAGAACCAUUACUCAAAAGAAGAAAAGAGAACGCUAUGAAGGAGAGUCGCACUGCCCCACUGAAUGCUUUGCAUCUCUCCUUGGGAGGUAAUGGGGGUUAAAAAUUCCUGACCCAUAUGCUAUCUCACACUUUUUCUUGAUAGGGCAGGGAAGAUUUGGCCCAUAACAAAGCUCAUGCAAACCUACUCCCGGAUAUUUUGUAAUUUUCACUGUUGUAGCUAACUGCGUAAGUACAUGCAAAGUUUCUUGUCCUGUGAACUUUAUUCCAAGAGUGAAUUAUAAAACCAAGAGUAAAACCAAAAAUGGUUGUUUAGAAAAAACAAUCUUAAAGUUCGCAAUGCAGAGUAUAAGGGGAACAAUAAAAUGUGUGAUCGCUUGGACGAUUUGCUCUUAUGAUUCUGAAAUCUGCAAUUACAAAUGAACCAAGAUAAUGGUCACCUAUCCUCCCUCUGUACACCCACAUACACAUGCUCUCAGAAAGAAAAGGCCAGUAUCAAGAAACACUGUGACUAGUACAUUAAUUUCCUAUUAAUUGUAAUUAUUAAAGAAUACAUUGUUUAUUGAAUUGAAUUAAUGCCUUAUUUUAGGAGGCGAGCCUGGAAAACUAUCUUAUAAUACUGCUUCAAAUUUUAUAUUUGUUGAUUGUAUUAUUUUUCUACAAUAUUUCUCUUUAAAAAGUAUGAAUUUCAUUUAAGUUGUAUUGAAGAAAGUGAAACUAUAAAUUUUUUAAAAAUUUGAUUUGU